This is a messenger RNA of Saccostrea cuccullata (small rock oyster), 1120 nucleotides long. Its product is annotated as leucine-rich repeat-containing protein 15-like. The transcript is spliced from 11 exons. Bases 68 to 1120 code for a protein of 350 amino acids. The record is from RefSeq and is a predicted model, not a curated record. Gene Ontology annotation, molecular function: protein binding. Lineage: Eukaryota; Metazoa; Mollusca; Bivalvia; Ostreida; Ostreidae.
ACAGGACAAUGCCUUCGCCAGCUUAUACAAUUUUCGUGAACUAUUUCUUUCCAACAACGAAAUCACCAUGAUACAGGACAAUGUCUUCGCCAGCUUAUACAAUUUACGUGAACUAUCUCUUUCCUUAAACAAUAUCACCACGAUACAGGACAAUGCCUUCGCCAGCUUAUACAAUUUACGUGAACUAUAUCUUAACAACAACAGAAUUACCACGAUACCGGACAAUGUCUUUGCCAGCUUAUACAAUUUACGUGAACUAUAUCUUUACGGAAACGAAAUCACCACUAUACAGGACAAUGUUUUUGCCAGCUUAUACAAUUUACGUGAACUUUAUCUUGGCGACAACAAAAUCACCACGAUACAGGACAAUGCCUUCGCCAGCUUAUACAAUUUACGUAAACUGUAUCUUCCUAACAAUAACAUUACCGUAUUGGACAAAGAUAUUUUCCUGGGACUUUCAAAAUUAGAGACUCAGAUAGUUGAAGGCAAUCCUCUGCACUGUGGCUGCAUCUUGGCCGAUUUUCUCAGGUUUGCCAAAUUAAGAAACUUGACGUUAGAACAAAGGUCUGAACCUACAUGUUCAACUCCCAGUAUUCUGACAGGAGUAUUGUUGCGGAAUCUCUCCUCCGAGGACAUGGACUGUGACGUCACUACAGCAAAAACACAAUUUCUGGAAAUUACAGGUAAAAUGAUCAUUUUCUUACGUAAAAAACUCUCACUGAUUUGUCUGCCUUUCCUCAUAGACAACAUAUCCUAUAAUAGACACCUCUUUUUGGAAUCAACUGAAGUUGAAAGGUCAGCUCCUCCUCUAAGUCUUCAACUUAUAGAAGAUCCUGUCAACGAGUCAUUUGCCUCAGAGGAGACUGAUAGUGAGAAGGAUGAAUUUGAAGAAGCCGACUCUUCCCGUCGACCUAGUCUGAUGAAAUUUUGGAGAGUGACCUUGGGGUCAAUUGUGACAGGAAAUUCCUUGUUCCUGAGUGUCAGCUGCAGCUUAUGGAACUCUUUGCAAAUUGUCCCCCUGUGCACAACCAACUUGUGGGGAGAUCAAAGAACUGAAAGGAUCCUCCAUCUCCAUCAUGCAAGACUGCAGAUUUUGUCUCUACCAGCGGUCUUUGAGUAG